Messenger RNA from Conger conger (European conger), 12881 nucleotides. RefSeq names its product zinc finger homeobox protein 3-like. The record is from RefSeq and is a predicted model, not a curated record. Lineage: Eukaryota; Metazoa; Chordata; Actinopteri; Anguilliformes; Congridae. Gene Ontology annotation, molecular function: DNA-binding transcription factor activity, RNA polymerase II-specific; RNA polymerase II cis-regulatory region sequence-specific DNA binding; zinc ion binding. Gene Ontology annotation, cellular component: nucleus. Gene Ontology annotation, biological process: regulation of neuron differentiation; brain development; regulation of transcription by RNA polymerase II. The annotation marks the transcript as partial. The transcript has 4 exons.
UGCCAGGACAUGCUCAACAACAAGGUGCACCUGCAGUUCCACCUCACACACCUGCACAGCGUCGCCCCCGACUGCGUGGACAAGCUCAUCGCCACGGUGGCCGCGUCGGAGGUCCUGCCGGCGAGCAUGUUCAUCCCGGUCCCGGCUCCAGAGCGGGACGGACGCGACACGCCACAGGCUGUGGGCACCUCCAGCUCUGAGGACGCCAGGAAACCCACGGAGAGCUCAGAACCGGAGUCUGAGAAAGUGGCCCUGCCUUCCUCCGAGGCAGCCGAAGCCCACGCGUCCCCCCUGGAGGAGCAGCAACAGACGAUGACGACAACGACGAAGGACGACUCCGCCGGCUUCCUGUGCUGGAAGAAAGGCUGCAACCAGGUCUUCAAGUCCUCCAACGCCCUCCAGACGCACUUCAACGAGGUGCACAACAAGAGGCCGCAGCUCCCCGUCUCGGACCGCCACGUCUACAAGUACCGCUGCAACCAGUGCAGCCUGGCCUUCAAGACGGUGGAGAAGCUGCAGCUGCACUCGCAGUACCACGUGAUCCGCGCGGCCACCAUGUGCUGCCUCUGCCAGCGCAGCUUCCGCACGCUGCCCGCCCUGAAGAAGCACCUGGAGACCAGCCACCUGGAGCUGAGCGAGGCCGACAUCCAGCAGCUCUACGGCGGGCUGCUGAUGAACGGCGACCUCAUGGUCAUGGGCGACCCGACGCUUGGCGAGGACCAGGGCCCCCUCGGCGAGGACGAGAAGGAAGGGGAGGACAGCGACGCGGAGGAGAAGCAGAGCCCCACGGGCAGCGACUCGGGCUCCGUCCUGGAGGACUCCGGGCAGGAGCCGAAGCGCGCCCUGCCCUUCAGGAAGGGCCCCAACUUCACCAUGGAGAAGUUCCUGGACCCGUCCAGGCCGUUCAAGUGCACGGUGUGCAAGGAGUCGUUCACCCAGAAGAACAUCCUCCUCGUCCACUACAACUCCGUGUCGCACCUGCACAAGGUGAAGCGCGCCCUGCAGGAGUCCACCGCCGGCCACCCCGAGCCCACCAGCAGCCCGGACAACAAGCCCUUCAAGUGCGGCACCUGCAACGUGGCGUACAGCCAGAGCUCCACCCUGGAGAUUCACAUGCGCUCGGUCCUCCACCAGACCAAGGCCCGCGCGGCUAAGCUCGAGGCGGCGGGGACCUCCGGCAGCUCCAUCGGCUCUUUGGGCGGCGGCGGAGGGAGCUCCUCCGUCGGGACGUCGUCGUCUAGCCCCAGCCCGGCCGCCAACUUGACGACCGCCAUGGCCAACAGCUCUUCGUCCUCCGUACAGACUGUGCAAAGCAUCCUGGGUGGCGGUCACGCGAGCCAGUCCCACGGCAUGGACGGCCUGGGAAACUCCGCGGCGGCCUGUCAGCCGUCCCCGUCCGAGAACCACGACUCGAAGAAGAAGUUUGCGGACAUGCUGUCCUCGAGGAGCCAAGUGCAGCAGCAGCUGCAGCAGCAACAGCAGCAGCAGCAGCAGCAGCUGGCCCAGGCUCAAGCGCACGCCCAGGCCCAGCUCCAACAGGAGCUCCAGCAGCAAGCUGCCCUCCUCCAGUCCCAACUCUUCAACCCAGCUCUCCUCCAGCACUUCCCCAUGACGACGGACGCUCUUCUCCCCCUGCAGCAGCAGCAGUUGCUCUUCCCCUUCUACAUCCCCGGGGCGGAGUUUCAGCUGAACCCCGAGCUCGGCCUCAACAGCUCCGCACUCGGCAUGGCCGGCUCCUCCACCUCCUCCCUGCUGGAGGACCUGAAGAACUCCGCCCAGCAGGCCCAGCAGAGCUGCCUGCAGCAGCAGCUGCUGCACCACCACCUGCAGCAGCAGGUGCACUCGCAGGCUCAGGGCCAGAUGGCUCUGCUCCAGCAGAACGCCUCGCUCCUGCACCAGGUCGAGAAAAAAACGUCCAAGCACGCGUCCCACGGCGAGAAAGACCGGGACAGGCAGAGGGACAAAGAGGUCAACGAGAAGGUGGACGACCACCAAUCGGAAGAGGGCAUGGACGGUAUCAAAAAUAAAGAGAAGAAGGAUCAGCCCCAGACGUCCACGGCGGUCAACCACGAUCCGAGCUUUCCACCUCCCAGGAUCGCUUCCGAUGCUCGGGGAAAUGCCACCAAAGCCCUUUUGGAGAACUUUGGGUUUGAGCUGGUCAUCCAAUACAAUGAGAACAAGCAGAAGGUGCAGAAGAAGUUGUCGGGAAUGGGACCCGCGGGGCCGAGCAUGCCGGCCGGAAUCUGCAGGAUGGUGGAUCCCGUCGAGGGGCUCGAGAAGCUGGAGUGUGAGGCAUGCGGAAAGCUCUUCUCCAACAUCCUGAUCCUGAAGAGUCACCAGGAGCACAUCCACCAGGCCUUCUUCCCGUUCCCCUCUUUGGAGAGAUUCGCCAAGGAGUACAGGGAGCAGUAUGACAAACAGUACCCGCUAAGGCCUCAGACCCCUGAGACGGCACCACCUCCCCCUCCUCCACCUCCACCUCCUCCGCCUCCGCCCCAACCACAGCGGGCCCCCACCCCGAACGUCCCCGUGUCCACCCCGUCUCUGACGCCGCCCGCCGCCCCUCCUUCACAGCCCCCGGUUUCCAUGGCGCAAAUCUCCAUGCCGAUGGACCUGCCUCUCUUCUCCCCCCUCAUGAUGCAGUCCAUGUCCCUGCAGUCUUUGCCCUCUCAGCUGCCCUCGGUGGAGUCCGGCCUGGCCAACGACCUGGCCCAGCUCUACCAGCAGCAGCUUACCCCCGCCAUGCUGCAGCAGCAGCAGCAGAACAAGAGGCCGCGGACACGCAUCACCGACGACCAGCUGAGGGUCCUGCGGCAGUACUUCGACAUCAACAACUCCCCGAACGAAGAGCAGAUCAAGGAGAUGGCCGACAAGUCGGGCCUGCCCCAGAAGGUCAUCAAGCACUGGUUCCGCAACACCCUUUUCAAAGAGCGUCAGCGCAACAAGGAUUCACCGUACAACUUCAACAACCCUCCCAUCACCACCCUGGAGGACACCAAAGUUGAUUCCAAGCCGCCGUCCCCUGAGCCCCAGAGACAUGAGUAUUACGGAAGCAAGAGGUCCUCAAGAACAAGGUUCACUGAUUACCAGCUUCGGGUGCUGCAAGAUUUCUUUGACGCCAAUGCCUACCCUAAAGAUGAUGAAUUUGAGCAGCUUUCCAACCUGCUGAGUCUGCCCACCCGGGUCAUUGUCGUGUGGUUCCAGAACGCCCGGCAGAAGGCCCGCAAGAACUACGAGAACCAGGGAGACGGGUGCAAGGAAGGGGAGCGUCGCGAGCUGUCCAACGACCGUUAUAUCCGCACCACGAAUCUGAACUACCAGUGCAAGAAGUGCAGCCUGGUCUUCCAGCGCAUCUUCGACCUCAUCAAGCACCAGAAGAAGCUGUGCUACAAAGACGAGGACGAGGAAGGGCAGUACGACAGCCAAAACGAGGACUCGGUGGAUCUCUCGAACGAAUACUACACCCCGUCUGGCUCCUCCUGCCACACGCCCAUGCCCUCCUCCUCCAGCCUGUGCCCCCUGCCCCCGUCCACUUCGGCCUUCUCCCAGUUGGCCUCUUCCUCCGAGAGAGAGGAGGCCUCCCCCGCCAACACGUCGAACGCGUUCGGCGAGAAGCCCAAGCACUCGGCCGAGACGCCGCCCGCGAAGCCGCGGGAGAACCAGGUGACCGUCAAGCAGGAGAGUCCACAGCAGCAACCGCCAGCCCUGCAGGUGGAGACACAGCAGCCCAGGCAACCUCCGCGUGAGGAGAAGGCCCAGUGCGCCCCAAAGACGCCGAAGCACCACUCCCUGUUUCCUUCCCAGCAAAAGCAGCAGUGUGGUCCCACUCUAUCGCAGGCCAGUCCCGCUCCCUCGCAGAGCUCCCACAUGUCCCUCAACCCCCUCCUCACAUCGCCCUCCCAGCAGCAGCAGCAGCAGCAGCAGCAGCAGCAGCAGCUUGCCCAGCAGUUGAUCCCUUACCAGUGUGACCAGUGCAAGCUGGGCUUCCCGUCCUUCGAGCACUGGCAGGAGCAUCAGCAGCUUCACUUCCUGACGGUGCAGAACCAGUUCAUUCACCCCCAGUUCCUCGACCGCCCCAUGGACAUGCCCUUCAUGUUGUUCGACCCCAGCAACCCCCUGCUGGCCAGUCAGCUGCUGUCCGGGGCCAUGCCGCAGAUGCCCACCAGCUCGGCCACCUCGCCCUCUACCCCCACCUCCACCAUGAACUCCCUGAAGAGGAAACUGGAGGAGAAAGCCGGCACCAGUCCCGGGGAGAACGACAGCACCCACAGCGGGGAGGAGCCCCAGCGGGACAAGCGGCUCAGGACGACCAUCACGCCCGAGCAGCUGGAGGUCCUGUACCAGAAGUACCUGCUGGACUCCAACCCCACCCGCAAGAUGCUCGACCACAUCGCCCACGAGGUGGGCCUGAAGAAGAGGGUGGUGCAGGUGUGGUUUCAGAACACCAGGGCCCGGGAGAGGAAAGGGCAGUUCCGUGCCGUCGGGCCCGCCCAGGCUCACCGCCGCUGCCCCUUCUGUCGCGCCCUGUUCAAGGCAAAGACCGCCCUCGAGGCCCACAUCCGCUCGCGCCACUGGCACGAAGCCAAGCGCGCUGGCUACAACCUCUCCCUCUCGGGCAUGUGCCCCGAUCUGGAAGGGUUGCAGUUGAAGUUGGAUCCCCUGGACAUUUCCAGCUCUCCGCAGCCCCCCCUCUCCAACAAUGACGGACAGUGCUCCUCCCUCUCGCCAGUGAGCAAACACAUGGACCUUUCUCCUCGGGGCCUGCUGAGCCCGACGUCCAUCAAGGUUGAAGGAAUGGAGGACUUUGAAAGUCCCUCCAUGUCGUCUGUGAACUUGAGCUUCGAUCCCAGCAAGUUGGACAAUGACGACUGCUCCUCUGUGAACACGGCUAUCACGGACACCACCACGGGGGACGAGGCCAACGCAGAUAACGACAGUGCAGACGCUAAGCUCAGUCAUAACAGCAGUGACUUUCUCUCCAAGUCCGGGGGGGCGCCACCUUCUGCCGAGAACGACGACCAGAUGUCUUCAGGGCUGGUGAGCCCCGCGACAAGUUACUACACCCGGGACUUUGAAAAUGAGACUAUAGUGGACUACAGUGAGAACUCAAGUCUGGCGGACCCCUGCUCACCGAGCCCUGGGGCUUCGGGAAGCAGGAGCAUCGAUAGUGGCGACCGGCCGGGCCAAAAGCGUUUCCGAACACAGAUGACCAACCUCCAGCUCAAAGUGCUGAAGUCCUGCUUCAACGACUACAGGACUCCCACCAUGCUGGAAUGUGAGGUGCUGGGCAACGACAUCGGACUCCCGAAGAGGGUGGUUCAGGUGUGGUUCCAGAACGCCCGCGCCAAGGAGAAGAAAGCCAAGCUCAGCAUGGCCAAGCAUUUCGGCAUCAACCAGACGUCCUACGAGGGACCCAAGACGGAGUGCACGCUGUGCGGGGUGAAGUACAGCGCCCGGGUGUCGGUGCGAGACCACAUCUUCUCCCAGCAGCACAUCAACAAGGUGAGGGACACCAUCGGGAGCCAGCUGGACAAGGAGAAGGAGUACUUCGACCCGGCCACAGUGCGGCAGCUGAUGGCUCAGCAAGAGAUGGACCGCAUUAAGAAAGCCAACGAGGUCUUGGGACUGGCGCAGCAGCAAGCCAUGCAGCAGCAAGGGAUUUUCGACAGCCCCGCCCUGCAGGCCCUGAACCUCUCGUCAAGCUACGGCGCUUUGCAGGGGAUCCCCCCUGUCCUUCUGCCGGGGGUUAGCAGCCCUUCCUUACCGGGGUUCACGUCAUCGAACGCAGCUUUAACGCCUCCAAAACCUCCGAACCUCCUGAGCAUGCCCGGUGCCAGUGUCCCCUCCCCCAGCCUCCCCACAUCUGGAUUACCCAACAGGCCACCCUCCUCUUCCUCCCUGGCCUCGCCCAGCCCCGGCCAGGCCACCACCUCCACGGCCCACUCCACCCCCAACCCGACCGCCACCUCCUCCACCUCCGCCUCCAACUCCACCUCCACCUCCACCUCCGCCUCCAACUCCACCUCUUCUGCCGCCCGGGCCGAACCGCCCAAAGAGCGGGAGGCCGAGAGGCACAGGGAGAAGGAGAAGCUGAGGGAGAAGACCGAGAAGCCGCCGACGCCGUCCUCCACGGGCGGCGCCCCGGCGCCCUCCACGUCCGCCGCCAGCGCCAAGAAGGAGAAGUCCGACCCGGCCGUCCCUGCCACGUCCAUGCCGACCCCGGGCAUGGAGUACGUGGUGGACCCCGCCCAGCUCCAGGCCCUGCAGGCCGCCCUGGCCUCGGACCCCACGGCUCUCCUCACCAGUCAGUUCCUGCCCUACUUCAUGCCCGGCUUCUCGCCGUACUACGCCCCCCAGAUACCCGGGGCCCUCCAGGGCGGCUACCUGCAGCCCAUGUACGGCAUGGAGAGCCUGUUCCCGUACAACCCGGCUCUGUCGCAGGCCCUGAUGGGACUGUCCCAAGGGUCCCUGCUCCAGCACUACCAGCAAUAUCAGCAGAACCUGCAGGGGGCGCUCCAGCAGCAGCAGCGGCAGCUCCAGCAGCAGCAGCAGCAGCAGCAGCAGCAGAAGCAGCCAAAGGCGAGUCACGCUCCGGCCCCGUCCAAAACCCCAGAGACCCCCGACCACAAAGAAUCUGCCAAAGAUCCAGUGAAAGCCGAACAGCAGAAAGGCACUCCCUCCUGCCAGAACUCUUCCUCCUUCGCUUCUUCCUCCUCCUCCUCCUCUUCCUCCUCUCACAAGAACCCACCCUUCGAGCCGCAAGAGGCAGGCGGCAAAGGCGCGGAGCCCGCCCUCGACCAGUACAUCGUCCCCAGAGUGCAGCACCGGCUGGCGUGUGCAAAGUGUCAAGCCGUAUUCAGCAAGGAAGAGGCGGCCAUCGGCCACCUGAAGUCCAUCUGCUUCUUCGGUCAGUCUAUGGCGAACCUGCAAGAGAUGUUGCUUCGAGUCCCCGGCAGCGGUGGGAGUACGGGCGAGGGUGGCCUGUACGACUGCCUGGCGUGCGACACCACGCUGGACGGGGAGAAAGCGCUCAGUCAACACCUGGAGUCGGCCUUGCACAAACACAGAACAAUCAAGCGAUCAGCCAGAAAUGCCAAAGAGCACGCUUCUAGUUUAUUACCUCACUCUUCAGCCCGCUUCCCCGAUCCUAACACCACAUCUACCUCGCAGUCUGCCUCCCACAGUAACAGCAGCCCCCCUCCCCCUCCGCCGACGACCGCGACACACGCAGCCACGCCGUCCCCUCCCGCCUCUUCGUCCUCCUGCUCAUCUUCCUCCGCGGCCGCCACGCCCCCACACAACGCGGCCGCCGCCGCCACCUCCGCCGCCGCCACCUCCGCCGGCGCCGCCAGCAAACCCUGGCCCCAGGCCCACGUCUCCAGAGCUUCAGCUGGGAAGCCCAACGCGGCCUCUCCCUCCCGUUCCUCCCCUCAUUCUUUUCCUCCAGUGUCCUCACCUUCAACUGUUACCUCAAGUUCCUUGAGCACCUCAGGGGUUCAGACCUCGAUACCAACAGACGUCUUAACCGACGAGCGUGAGUCUGGCAGGGGUCAGAGGUCGGACAGGCCGGGACGGCCGGCUGAGGAGCCGCUGCCGCCCGGCUGUCUCAAAGACAGUAGUAGUUGUAGUAGUACUCUUGCUAGCUUAGGAACGGACUCCCUCCGAUUGUAAAAGAGCUUUCAACAACGAUGGACAAUAUUUAAAAAAUGUAAAAAAAAAAAAACUUAAAAAAAAGACAAAAAAAAGAAACCAACAAAAGAAAAAAAAGACAAAAAAAAGCAGCGAUGUUAAAAAAAAAAAAUGUUUAAAAAUAUACAAACCAAUUUCAGAAGAAAAGAUGUGUAAAGAUUAACUGCAAUUCCAAAGCUUGUAACCAAAAAUUAAAUGUUAAUGGAUUGUUUUCCCAUAUCAACAUGCUGGUUUACGUUGAUUACAUUGAACUAAAAUAUAUAUUUAAAUAUAUAUAGCUAAAAUAAAGUGACUGCAGUUAAGUUUUGGAUAUUGAUAGCAGAAUGCUGUACAGCAAUGGACUGCCUCAAACAGCCCCUUGUCCCUGAAAAUAAUGAAUUAACACGUCGUCCCUUGUUUGUUUAAUUACGCCCACUUAAUAGCACAGAAACAAAAGCCAGUAUGCACUGUAUGGGAGAAUAGUCUUACAUUUCCAGUUUUCUUGCUAUCUAAGCAUUCAGAUACCAAUGGCUUGCUAAAAUAAGAAAAAUAAUGUAAUGUCUAUUUUAUUCUCAGGUCAACAGCUCACAACCUUUUUAUUCUGUUACAGAAAUUCAUUGUUUUUUUGUUUUUGUUUUGUGUUCCUAACAGAAGUAGGAAACUUUAUUUUUGGCUAUUAAUUUAACUGGCAGAAAGUAUUAAGAGAGAAAAUCUCAUGAAGGUGUAGCUUUCUGGGGAUUCAAAAGGGUAGCUGAUCUGCUGAUUUUAAACAUUAAAAAUCGUUUUAAAAGGGGAGGGCAAACCCCGCCCACAUCACCCAGGCACGGAGAGUAUUGCAGACUUGUUGGUGGGGAGAAAAAAAGAUUUUUUAAAGUAAAAAAAAAAAAAAAAAAAAAAAAAAACUUUCUGUAUUUAUGAUAGAUAUGAACAUUUUUGGUGUUAAGUAGAUUGUUGCAUUGGAAAUGAAUUUAAACAGUAUGGUAGACUGAAAAAAAUAUUUGUGUAUAUUUAGCUUUUGUAUCGUCCAACUUAAAAGGCGGUUCAUUUGAUGUUGUCUUGGUCAUUCCGAUAGACUAGAACGAGGAGCAGUGACAGAUCUGCUCCUUACUUCUGUUUUAUUCUUCGCUGUUUGGCUGUCAUUCGCCCAGCUGUCAUUCUCUGACUUGGCGGGAUCUAUCCUUGCGUUUGUAUCGUUUUCUUCCCCCCCCUCCUCCCCCCCCUCCCCCCCCCUUUUUCUUUUCUUGGUCGAUACAAUAGUGACAAAAAAAAAAGGAAAAAAAUUCUGGGGUGAAAUGUUUGAAGAAAAUGUUUUAUUAUUUUUGUGUUACCUUUGUGCACUUAUCACUGUCGGACUGUUUCUCUGUUUUUCUCUCUUUCCCUCGGUUCUCUCUCCCUGCGCUUGUAGAUCCGGAGCUCUGCGCUCUGGCGCUACGGAGCGGAUAAACUUCGUUUCUUGUGUAGUGUGGCUGCAGCCUUCCCAGGUUUAUUUUUUCAUAAGAACUUUUCCAUGUUGUCAUAGAUGAAAAUGAAAAAUAAUAAUAUUAAUAGUAAUAUUAAUAAUAAUAAGUCUCACGCUUUAAAACAAAAAGAGUAUCCAAAGACAAAAUACUUUCACCAUUGGUGCAUAAAGAUGAGCAGAAGAGGCUUCUUUAUACUUGAUAAUUUGUUGUUUUUAAAGAAAAGGAAAAACAAAGUUUUAAAAUAAAGGAGUAGGUGUCAGAGUUGCCCUUUUUGCUUCAUUGCAAGCAGACGGAUGGCUUUAAACGUAAAACAACAAGAAUACCAAAAACCAAAAAAAGGCCCCUGUCUUUGCGUUGUGGAGUAGCGCGCGAGAGAGCCAUUGCUGUUUGUACGAUAAAGGUUGAAAAGCUCUUCGUCUCACCGUGUCACACACACACAAACACACACGUUUUUUAAAGCAAAUGGUUAAGGUCUGGUCUUCGAGGACAUAAGUUUUGCUGCUAAUGUAGUUUUUGAAAAGAGAAUACCUAGAUUGCAUGCUCAUUUUGCUUUAUUGGCUAAGCUUUAACAACAGACAAUAAAUGGUUUAUCACACCUCAAUAUCCUUUUCUGUUCUUGUUACAAAACGGAGCUUUGAAGACUGUGAAUACUUGUUCCAAAGGAUGGUUUGGCUUACAUUUAGUUCGUUUUUUUUGUUUGUUUGUUUUUUUGGAGCAGACCAAUAUUGAAAGCCAAUGAUCUAUAUUGUACAGAACAGUGCAUUCCAAAUACAACAUCAGUUUGUUUUUGUUUUUUUUGUUUGUGUUCAAGCAAGGACUGAUUUUCGUAUUCCUUCUGUUAUUUAAAAAGGUCACUGUAAGCUUUUUCGUCCCUGAUUGCAGUGAUAUAUGGACUCCUAGUUCACUAACACAGAUCUGGCGUGCGGAGUUGAGAAUGUUAGAUUACUCACUCGCGAAGAAUACUUUAGACUAAUCGUGGUGACCAGAAUAUUAUGUACAUAGCAUAGGUCUGAUUCUCGCCCGCCAUCUCGCCAGUUUAAUGUUCUCGUCCCUCUCAGCUGCCAACAAGUCAGUGAAGGAACUCAAGGUUGAUUGGACAGGAAGUGGUGGGCUUCCUGGAUUAACUAUCGCAGGUGUCCGUAGGCCGUUCGUCCGUCCAUACCCCCUCCAUAAUCCGGAGAUGCAGUCCUCGUCCCAAAGUAUUGAAAGGAAGGAGCCAAGCUAACACUUUUUUUUGGGUUUGAUGAAGAUGUCCCUUUGUGGUUGAAACUUUAGGAGUGCGUACCUGCCUUCACGCCCAAAGAGGUCCGUCACUUCUGCCGUUUGCAGUCGCAAUGGUUGUUCUCAAAGAAUAUAUCCUCCCCUUCCCAGAAACAAAUGUACAAAACUCAUUAUUAUUAUUAUUAUUAUUUCUUUGCACCAAGACAUAUUGAAAUGUGUGUAACUGCUCUUUGACCACACCUGUACAGCAUUCGGCCUACUCCGAACAUUGGCACACCUCAGGAGGGUGUUAAGUGUUGCAUCUUGCAGAAACGUGAUUUUGUGUCGAUACUUUGCUUGCAGUAGAGAUCUGAUCUGCAAACGUGCCACUCUUCUCAACUCCAGUUCUCUGAAAGAAAAAAAGAAAUUGUUCAUAUGAUUAUUUUUAAGAAUCCUAAUGUUGUACAGUUUAUUCUUGAAUUCUUGAAAAUGCGGUUUUUCUGUUUUUUUUUGUCUUCAAAUAAUGUCACAGACAUUGUUUUUUCAUAUAACUAUUUGUAUGUUAUUUAGGUUUCUGUAUAUUACUUUUUCCUCAUAUAAAUUAACAUGUAACACUAGCUUUAAAUCUGAAUUGCUGAAGCUUCUUCUUUUUUUAAAAUCUUUAUACUACUCUGACCUGGCCACUUUAUAAUGUGAUAAAGAUCCAUUACUUGUUUGCAUUUUUUAAAUUCUUUUUGAACUCUACUUUCCAGAUCUUCUGUUCUAGGCUCUUCAGCUGUUGCAGCUUGCAUGGAUUGUGUGAGGUUGUGUGUUCUAUUUGGUUGUGUAUGUUUGUGUGUUCUAAGAGCCGGCAUGUUUUUUUUUAAUUAUUUGAUACUUUUUCACACCAAAAUUACUGAACCGAAAAUAUAAAUUUAAACAAGAUAUUGAAUAUGAUAAAACUGGGAUUUCAAAGGAAACCAUAAUCAUAAAUAAUGAGGAUGAUAGUUGAGCGCUGAGCAGUCUUUUUAAAUUGAAUUUGUAAUGUGGCCAAAGCUUUAUACAGCUGCAAACGGGCAGAACACACAAACACGUGUGUAUUUUACUGUGGCACAACACGUCGGGCAACAGCUGGCAUGGUUACGAAAGCAUCAAUUCAAACUUGAUUUUCACCAACAGUUAAAGAAAAGGAGAUUGGGAGAUGGUGUUUGCCGUAGUCAUCUUCCCGCCUGCCUCUCCCCCCACUGUGAAAAUGAACAUGUAUACAGAUAUAGAUAUAUUUAAAACAACAGUUUUUUCUUUUCUUUUUUCUUUUUUUUUUUUAAAGGGAAAAAAAAAAAAAACUCUGGGAGCUUUCUGUAUCGUUGGGAGAGUUCACACUGGCGUGAAUGAGCGGCCAUUUUGUUUGGCGGCGGGCGGCCAUUUUGUUUGGCGGCGGGCGGCCCUGAGACCAGCUGGUCAUGGCAGCCCGAGGCACAGGUAAUGGUGGCUGAGAUACCAAGUCAGUUAUUCACUGUAGGCAGUUCUGGGAAGGGGACGGGACUCCUGAUCCAGUGGUGGACAUGAAACGGCACGGAGAAUCUUGAAAAGCCAAACUACAGUAGCUGGAAACGCUAUUUCCACGCUUUCUCUCUCUCUCUGUCUCUCUCUCUCUCUCUCUCUCUCUCUCUCUCUCUCUCUGUCCAGGUCCGCUCUCCAGCUUUAAUUUUUUCCGCGUCGGGGCGGAGGAGGGUGGGCCGAGACACUUGCCUCCAUUUUCACCGUCCGUAUCGUUGAUAGCUACCUGUCCUCCAUCACUCUGGUCUCUCUCUCUUCCUCUCUUCCUCUCUCUCUUUCUCUCUUCCUCUCUCUCUCUCAGACACACACACACACACACACACACACAGAGUCAACCAAACGAACCACAAAAAAAAACCUGUUUCUCUAUGAAAGGGGGUGUGUUUUUUUCUAAGCUGUAAUUCUCAAAGAAAGCAGUUAGAAUUUUAUUUUUCUUUUAAAAAGCAAAGCAACCAAAAUUAACAACCAAACUUAACAACCAAACCACUUUGCUCCAGUUUGUAAGAUGAACUGCUGUGAGGAGCCCCCCCUCCCCCCAAAUCCCUUGUGACUCCUGGUGCCACAAUGAUUUUUGUUUUGUUUUGUUUUUUUAACGCAUUAUUUUUUUCUGGUUUUAAUUUUUGUUUUCUUGAAUUACUCCUCCUCUGAGCCUGACAGAAAGGCCCGGAGGCUCCAGUUAGCCCACCUGAGGGUAGAAAAAACAGCCUUGCAAUGUACAAAAAACGGCAAGUUAAACCAAAAAUGUUGUUCUUGAUGUCUUUUCUAUACUGUAGUCUUGUUAGCUUUUUUUUGUUACUGUAAUUAUAUGAUGAAGAUUUCCAAACUGCACCAAAUUACAUGGAGACUAACAUACAAAAACCACGUGGAAUUUCACUUUUAAAAAGAAACUUUUGUCACAAAGAUCUUGUUGUCCUAGUUAAGUUGAUUGUAGAUGGUAAUUGAAUAUACUCCUUUGAAAAUAUUUCAUCAAGUAUGUUUCUUGCUCAUUGUGAUACAUUAAAAAAGUAUGAGCAAAAA